AUGCGUCGACGGGCGGCGCGUGUCGUGUAUAAAGAGGAGUCGGACGCGACCGACUCGGAGGGCAAGGACGAUGAGUCGGCCUAUGACCCAUCUGAUGCCGAGUCGGAGAUGUCUGAUGUGAAGGAAACGCCAGAGCCCUGGGUCGCGCUGAUGCAAGAAAAGCAGGAGCCCUGGGAGGACCUCGCACGGCCCGCUCCGAAGCGCGCGCUCUCCGAGACGGACACGGACAGUGACGAACCACUCGCCGAUCGUGUCAAAAUGCGGCGCAGGGCGCCGCGGCCCAAGCUCACGCGUUUUCAGAAAGCUGUGGCCACGCUGAAUGCCAUGCAUCCCGAGCUUGAGGGGGUUUGGGAGGCGCUCGCCAGCAUGCGGCGGCGGCGUGGUAGCGCGAUGCCCAAGGCGGAGCAGCCUGAAGGCAUCACGGCGACGCUGCUGCCGUUCCAGCUCGAGGGCCUGCAGUGGCUACAGUCGCAGGAGAAGAGCCUGUGGCGCGGCGGGCUUCUGGCGGACGAGAUGGGUAUGGGCAAGACCCUGCAGAUGAUCAGCCUGCUCGUAUCCGAUCCAAAGCGCCCCACGCUAGUCGUUGCACCGACCGUGGCGAUUCUCCAAUGGCGCCACGAGGUCGAAAAGUUCGCGCCGAGUAUGAACGUGACUGUGUGGCACGGUGCGCAGCGCACGAGCAAUGCGACGGAACUGGCCUCGAUGGAUGUGGUGCUUACCUCGUAUGCGGUCCUGGAAAGUACAUUCCGGCGCGAAAAGCACGGUGUCACGCGCCGUGGACGGCGUGUACACGAGCCGAGCCCGCUGCAUGGGAUCUCGUGGCGCCGCAUUAUCCUCGACGAGGCCCACCACAUCAAGGAGCGCACGUCCAACACGGCACGCAGUGCAUUUGCCCUGCGCAGCGACUACAAGUGGUGCCUCAGCGGCACCCCCCUCCAGAAUCGUGUCGGCGAGCUGUACUCGAUGAUCCGCUUCCUGGGUGGUGAUCCCUUUGCGUACUACUACUGCCGACAGUGUCCAUGCAAGUCCGCGACGUGGUCGUUCCACAACAACAGUAUGUGUGUGCACUGUGGCCACAAGCCCAUGGUCCACCUGAGCUUUUGGAACUUUAUGAUCCUUCGGCCCAUUCAGCGCGACGGCUUCGAGGAGGGCGAGGGCGAAGAAGCGUUUGUGCGCUUGCGCCUCCUGCUCGAUUGCAUCAUGCUCCGGCGCACAAAGCUCGAGCGGGCCGACGAUAUGGGCCUACCGCCACGCACCAUCGAGGUGCGCCGCGACCUGUUCAGCCCCGAGGAGGAGGAUCUGUACCACAGUCUCUACACGUCCACAACGCGCAAGUUCAGCACGUUCCUUGACCAGGGCACCGUGCUGAACAACUACAGCAACAUUUUCACCCUGCUUACGCGCAUGCGCCAGAUGUCGAACCACCCUGACCUGGUGCUGCGCUCCCACACCCGCUCUAAUGUGGAUCUGCUCGGCGAUGUGGAUGAAGUCCAUGUGUGCAAGCUAUGCCUUGAAGAAGCGGAGGAUGCGAUUUCAUCGCGCUGCCGGCAUGUCUUCUGCCGCGCGUGUAUCCGGCAGUACCUGGACAGCCUCGAGGGCGACGUUGACGCAGAGCUGCGGCGCGACGAUGUCUCCCCCGACUGCCCCUACUGCCACGCCUCCUUGUCCAUCGACCUAGAUGCGCCGGCCCUGGAGCCGCCGUGCCCCGUCCCGACGCCGGGGAACCCGAAGCGGCAGGGCAUCCUCGCGCGCUUGGACCUAUCGCGCUGGCGCUCAAGCACCAAGAUCGAGGCUCUGGUCGAAGAACUGACCAAGCUGCGUGAGCUGCCGGACCGCUCUAUCAAGAGCCUGGUGUUCAGCCAGUUUGUCAACUUCCUCGACCUGAUCGCCUUUCGCCUGCAGCGCGCCGGCUUUCGCAUCUGCCGCCUCGAGGGCAAUAUGACACCUGAGGCGCGCGAUCGCACGAUCCGGCACUUCAUGGAGCAUCCCGGCGUGAGUGUGUUUCUUGUCUCGCUCAAAGCCGGGGGUGUCGCCCUGAAUCUCACCGAAGCCUCGCGCGUCUAUCUCAUGGAUCCCUGGUGGAACCCAGCGGUGGAGGUGCAGGCGAUGGACCGGAUUCACCGACUGGGCCAGCACCGGCCUAUCGUGGGUACGUGGCGAUGA
Molecule: messenger RNA, 2163 nt
Organism: Malassezia sympodialis ATCC 42132
Lineage: Eukaryota; Fungi; Basidiomycota; Malasseziomycetes; Malasseziales; Malasseziaceae
Gene: RAD16
Product: DEAD/DEAH box helicase
Biological process (GO): nucleotide-excision repair
Cellular component (GO): nucleus
Molecular function (GO): ATP binding; ATP-dependent activity, acting on DNA; metal ion binding
Source: RefSeq, a predicted model, not a curated record